GUAUUAGUAGUAGUAGUAGUAGUAGUAGUAUUUGUUGCAUGAUGUUUAGUGUCCAGUAUUUGAAUCAUAGACCAUAUCUUGAACACGGCAGCCGAGUUUCUUCUCAAAUAAUUUCUGAUUGGCUAACGGAGAGAAACGUCAUCAAGACUGCGACUGCGCGCCAUUUAUGUCACAACAUAACUAGUCACAGUGAAUAGAAGCGUUUACAGUUUUUCUUCGCAAAAUGGAAAGAGUUCUUUGUGAACGACACGGCAACAUUUGCUUUCUGAAGACUGGGGUGAAAGAAGGACCGAAUAAGGGUAAAAGUUUCUAUGUUUGCACCGGGCGGGAUGCGACACCGUGUGAUUUCACACAGGCUGCUGAACUUCCACCUUCUCACUGUCUGCGCCAUGAAGAUGCACUGGUUGAACUUCAAACAUUAAUUCACAAUGCACCACAGGGCACCUACAGGCUGCUGUAUCGCUGCGUAGUAGGAAAGAAAGAGGGACAGAAGUGGUGUGGGAGUGUUCCAUGGACAGAGAAAGACACUAAGAAGAAUCUUUUGUCAGAGAACAAAAAACAGCAUUCCAGUCUGCCUCCUGUUAGAAAUCCUUUCAAAGCCCCCGGCAAAGCAGACAAAACCUCAGAGUGGGAAAAGAUUCAAGAAGGAGAGAUGGAUAAAAGAGAGGUAAAGGCAUUGGAAAAGUCUGUAGAAAAUGAGAGCUCCAGGAAAAGCAACAAUGAUGAAAUUCAUAAAAAGAAAGCAGAGAAAGAAUCUGACGGCCAAAGAAACUCGAAUGGUGCAAAUGCCAGGGAGGGAGAGGCAAUGAGUUCUGCGCAUUCGGAAUCCUGGAGAGACAAAAAACUUCCUCCUGGAAUGAAGAUAAGGAAGCGAUCAUCUGAUGAGGACAAGAAAUUGCACAGCAGUAGUGAGGUGACUGCAAACAGAUCAGAAGCUUCCAAAGGUUCUUAUAGUAGCAGUAAAUGUGAAAGUGUUAAUGAACAGCAAACUGAGAAAGAGACUAAAUCACAGAACUCCCAAAGCCAUGCCAAGGGGGAGAGAGCAGCUCCACGGCAAAGCCCUAAAGAGAAAACUGAGGGACACAGUCCUCAUUUAACUUCUAGGAAGACAUCUACAUCAAAUACAGACUCUCAGCCAGGCAAUAUUCCCAAAAAUACUCCAGAAAAAGACAGUCAGGCCAGCCCAGGUUCAACAUCAGAAGGUGUUUCAGCUUCACUGAAGCCUGUUACAAAUAGCGCCCAGAAGAAAACAGUAAAAUCACCGUUUGGAGACUGGAGUGGUGAUGAUGAUGAUGAUGAUGAUGAUGAUGAUGUCCAGUUGGUGUCAGUUCAGCCAGGCUCUCAGCAGACUGCUUCAGUUCCAGCCGCACCUUUGCAGAAAACCCUUACCUCCUACCCCGGCUUCCAGCUUAUGUCAAAGGAUAAAAGUCAAGAGGAAGACCCCAGAGCACUCCACAACCAGCUUACAGCCCAGCUUAAACAAAAGAAGGCCACUCUGUCAUCAGUUAAUGUGUCUGCUCUGCCUGACAAAGGAGAGAGGCUGAAGAGCCAAGUGAAGCAGCUGGAAGAGGCUCUGGAGGCUUUAAGUCUGACUAGUGUUGCUCUUACUGGGUCUCAAGAAGCAGACAGUGAUGCCCAGCAGAAUCCCAAACCCAGCCAUUCCAAUCCUUUUAACCGUGCAGGGGGUACUAUUCUCCUGUCCGAGGCUCCAGUCCAUUUUCAGCCAAGCUCCUCUACUAGCUCACUGGGACUGCAGCUCAGUCAGGGCUACUCCCAGAUGUAUGGAGUGGAUCCUCAAAAGCAAGCCUUCUAUGGUGGCAGGAUGACUGAGGACAGACUGCUCGCUGUGCGCAAUGCCACAACAGAGGCGAUUGACCACCUCCACCACUCACUGGAGUCUUGCCCUUCUACAGACACAGAGGCACAGGAUCCCAAAGGAAUGAAGGUUCAGUUGUUGCCUCAUCAGAGAAGAGCCCUGGCCUGGCUGCUAUGGAGAGAAACCCAAAAACCCUGCGGGGGUAUUCUGGCGGAUGACAUGGGUCUGGGGAAAACCCUCACCAUGAUCGCUCUCAUUCUGUCCCAAAAGAAGAAGGAAGAGAAAGACACUCAGCUAGAAGGAUGGAUCUCUAAAACUGACUCAUCUUUGGUGGCAUCCCAGGGAACUCUGAUCAUCUGUCCUGCCUCUCUGGUGCAUCACUGGAAGAAAGAGAUAGAGAGGCAUGUGAAGAGCAGUCGCCUGAGUGUGUAUCUCUACCACGGGCCUAACCGACAGAGGAGCGCUAGCAUAUUGGCUGAACAUGAUGUGGUGAUCACCACAUACAGCCUGGUUUCUAAAGAGAUUCCAGUUCAGAAAGAGGAUGCAGAAAAGCCCAGCCAGGACUCUGAGCCUGUGGGGUCUGAGCUGCCUCCUCUCCUGCGUGUAGCCUGGGCUCGUGUGGUUCUUGAUGAGGCCCACAACAUCAAGAACCCUAAAGUGCAGACUUCCAUGGCUGUGUGUAAGCUGCGGGCCAAAGCACGCUGGGCCGUCACUGGUACCCCCAUCCAGAACAACCUGCUGGAUAUGUACUCGCUGCUGAAGUUUUUGAGGUGCUCUCCAUUUGAUGAAUACAAGCUGUGGAAGGCUCAGGUAGACAACGGCUCUAAGAGAGGAGGAGAGAGGCUUAACAUUCUUACCAGGUCCCUGCUGCUGCGCAGGACAAAGGACCAGCUGGACUCUACAGGCAAGCCUCUGGUUUCUCUGCCUGACCGAAGUUGUAGAGUUCACAGGGUAAAACUGUCCGAGGAUGAGCAGUCUGUUUACGAUGUGGUGUUUGCACAGUCCAGGUCCACCCUCCAGUCCUAUCUGAAGAGGCAUGAGGGAGGAGACACGAAAAAAGGAGAUGGCACCAAUCCCUUUGAGAAAGUUGCGCAGGAGUUUGGAAUGUCCCAGCAGGAUUCUGUGUCCCUCUCUCAGCAACCUCAGGUUUCCAGCACCAUCCAUAUCCUGUCCCUGCUGCUGCGCCUCAGACAGUGCUGCUGCCACCUGUCCCUGCUGAAGAAGACGCUGGAUCAGUCGGAGCUGCAGGGAGAUGGGAUUGCUCUGUCUCUGGAGGAGCAGCUGUGUGCUCUGUCUUUGUCCGAAUCCUCUGACUCAGACCCCAAAGCCACCGUUUCCCUCAACGGCAGUCGGUUCCGCUCCGAGAUUUUUGAUGAGAGCCGAGAGAGCACCAAGAUUUCAGCCGUCCUCACAGAGUUAAAAGAAAUCCGUAAGAAAAAUCAGAAAAGUGUGAUUGUGUCCCAGUGGACGACUAUGCUGCACAUUGUAGCUGUUCACUUGAAGAAGCUGGAUCUGCACUUCAGUGUCAUAGAUGGUACAGUGAACCCUAAGCGACGCAUGGACCUUGUGGAUGAAUUUAACACUAACCCUAAAGGACCUCAGGUAAUGCUCGUGUCCUUAUGUGCUGGAGGAGUGGGUAUUAAUCUGACAGGUGGGAAUCAUCUGUUCCUCAUAGACAUGCACUGGAACCCUGCACUGGAAGACCAGGCCUGUGACAGAAUAUACAGAGUGGGACAACACCGUGAUGUCACCAUUCACAGGUUUGUAUGUGAGGGCACAGUAGAGGAUAAGAUUUCCUCUCUGCAAGAGAAGAAGAAGGAGCUGGCUCAGAAAGUCCUGUCUGGAACUGGGUCCUCUUUCACCAAGCUCUCAUUAGCAGACCUCAGGGUUAUCUUUGGUGUGUAACAUAUAACAUGGCUACAAUCACCAGGUCUGCCCUGUGAGAUUGUUGGGUUAUGUCUUGCACUUGUAUCAAUGCCUUAUCCAUGUUUAAUUGCCUUAUACCAAUGCCUGAACUGUAUCAUGAUAUUUCUUUUUAAAAAAAUAAAUAAAUAUAUCCUGACUGAAAAAAUAAUAAAUCACUGGUUCUCAGUCUCAACCCAGAGGACCACGUGGACACAUGAACACCCGACUCAUUUCAUGUAGAGCUUUAGAUGAGGAUUUGAAUUUAAGCUACUAGAACUCAACAGCUACUGAAUAUCCUGAAGGUGUAGUUCAUUUCUCUUGACCUCAGCUCUGUGGACCUAUCUCAGAGUCCUAAAACUGAGUAUUAAAAGUGUUUCAGUGCCAUCUAGUAGACAUGAUGUGCUAUUUGGCGUUCUGUUUUGGUUAUAUACAACUGUGUUAUUUGCCUUCCUGAAGCUAUCCAUUUUUAUCCAUUCAUAAAACACUACCCAGUUUUGGAUUGGAUUUGGUUGCCAGAUUUGCUUCCCCGCAAAUAUAUGGUGUAUUCAGAAUUCGACAUUACAAUUUGUCUAAGAUACAUUUCUGAAAUGCUCAGGGUGUUGACGAUCUCCAUGUGAAGAAAAAAUGUUUCUAUGGUAUUCUAAUGAAGCAUGCCCUACCUUUUUAUCAAACUGACUGAAAACCAUUUUUAAUGACUUUUUUAAUGGCUAAUUUGAGUAGGCCUUUGUUUUCAUCCUCAGUUGUAUGUCUAAUACAUAGCAUGCUUAUUCAUGGCACCAAAAAAUCAUAUAUUAUUAAUGUGGCUUGAAAAAAAACUUUUCCAAAUUCAUAAACAUUCUCAUAUUGUUUGACAACAGUAGAUAACAUAUUAAGAAGUAACCUUCUAUAAUUCAUUUCUUACAGCAGUAAUGACAAUAACAGGGUUUAGAAAAUCUGUAAUGUUCUCCAGAUGUCCAAACAGAUGAGGACUUCAGGCAGUUGUCAUUUCUAUAAAUAUAGUUAGUCUUGUACAGUAUAAAUAUGUAUGUAUGUGCCCCUAUGUGAAGUACACUACAUUCAGCAUAAUCAGCUUUAGACAUAGAUAAACACUUGAAAUUUAAAAGAAACACUGUGAUGUGCCAAAAGGCCAAC
Messenger RNA from Pangasianodon hypophthalmus (striped catfish), 4852 nucleotides. RefSeq names its product transcription termination factor, RNA polymerase II (gene ttf2). Gene Ontology annotation, molecular function: ATP binding; zinc ion binding; ATP-dependent chromatin remodeler activity. Lineage: Eukaryota; Metazoa; Chordata; Actinopteri; Siluriformes; Pangasiidae. Bases 224 to 3721 code for a protein of 1165 amino acids. The transcript has 23 exons. The record is from RefSeq and is a predicted model, not a curated record.